Pseudogymnoascus verrucosus is the source of this 1690-nucleotide messenger RNA. RefSeq lists its product as uncharacterized. The record is from RefSeq and is a predicted model, not a curated record. NCBI's taxonomy places the organism in Eukaryota, Fungi, Ascomycota, Leotiomycetes, Thelebolales, Thelebolaceae. The coding region runs from base 247 to 1227 and encodes 326 amino acids. The transcript has a single exon.
CAUUAAUCAGGAGAUAUAAAUGGAAGGAACGAUCUUGUCAUUUGCACUUUCCCUGCAAGGAAUAAAGGUUUAUAUUUAAUUCUAUCCGGUGGCGAAACGUGUUGUUGUGACCUGCAAAGCUAUCUAACUCCACUAACCACGAAGAAUAACCAUAACAGCUCCCAUCCAACACAGAGUUACCUUUGCCGCUUCUUCUCACCCACCCGCUCUUCUUGCCCAGAUAAUUGUCACCCCACAUAACUCCAGAUGAGCGUUCCCCGCCUCCCAGCAGAGUCCAGCGACGCACAUCUAGAUCGCCCAACAUGGACCAACCCCGGCGACUGGGGCGCCCGCCACAUCAGCGACAUCGCGCCAUUCACACUCUGGGACCCCGUCUCACGUCAGUACCGCAUGCCCAAAAAUCCCGAAUACGAAUGGUGCAAGGAGAAAUUCGGCGGCGGCACAUUAAUGCAACCCGGCUGGUUCACCGCGAUCUCCUCCUCCUCUCCUCCCAAUCCCGCCCCCCUCACCCUGGGAGGCAUGCCGCUUAUCUUUCACCCCCCCGGCGAGGACCCGUGGCGGUAUCUCAUGCCCAGACUCUACUACGCUAAUCCGCGCGUGCCUAAUCCGUGUCCGGAGGUGAAGUGGGGGGAAAUGACGUUCCCGACCAAGGAGCAGAAUGCUGCGAUACUGAGGGCGCUGGAACCGCUGGCUGCGGUGCAGAAGGUGGUGUAUAUGCCCUACUGGAGUGUGGCGGAGCUUAAGGUCAGGGAUGGGAGGGAGUAUAAGCCUGGCUCCCUGCCUGGGGUUGUGGGGGGGAGGACGAUGCUGUAUCACCACGCCGAGGAGUCGUUUUGCGCGUCGAUGCCCAGGAUUAUGGAGUGUCCGCGGCUGCGGGGCGCGAGGUCAGGGAGUUGGUUCGAGGUCGGAGGAGAAGGGGGCGUGGCGCUUCUAGUGUUCGGGGAGGUGUAUGCUAAACCGCGGCCGCCGAUGGGUGGUGGUGGCGAGGCGGUUGGGUUUGAGGAGUGGGAGGUUAGGUCGCUGUGUGCGGUUUUUGGGGACGUGAGAGAUGAUAUGAGGGGGAGAGCGAUUGUGAGGUGUGAGACGGGGGAGGUGGUGGGGGGGUUCGAUUUGGUGGAUGGGGUGGUGGAGUGUGUUGCUGGGGGGUGGGAUGGGGAAGAUGGGGAGGGGUGGGUGGUUGUGAAGGUUGGUGGAUUUGGAUUUCUAUUUGUUCUACCCAUUCGUUGAUCGUUUUGGGAUUAGAAGUUAUCCAGUUGGCAAAAGAUCCCGAGGGAUUGCCCAUAACAGCUAAGUUUACAGCAAAUAUAAUUCAGAUAAAGGGGCUAAUCAAACAGGUCUACAAUCAAUAAGCCGGUUACUCAGAACCGAGACGAGAGAGACAAGUUAUAUUGGGAGAGCACCAAAGUGCUUACUCUAGUCGAUAUUUAGGCGUCUGUUAUAGAUUGUGAGGCCCUGUAAACUGCCCAGCACGUAGAAAGCACGUAGAAUGAAGCCGCUGAGGUGGUAUCGAUGAAGGUGACGAAGCAGAUGUGCUUGUCCGGAAUGUAUCAGAUGUGGUGUGUAAAUCCACCCCUAAUAACGGUGCAAAUAUCGUCGGUGGUCAUCUUAGAGCGCAUUAAUACAGUCGGCUCCGUUCAUAACAUAGGCAUAACUAGGGACAAAUCCCAAGAUACUGCGCUGCAAUCUGGUG